Molecule: messenger RNA, 429 nt
Organism: Dicentrarchus labrax (European seabass)
Lineage: Eukaryota; Metazoa; Chordata; Actinopteri; Moronidae
Gene: atp5mj
Product: ATP synthase membrane subunit j
Exons: 4
Coding region: 142-300 (52 amino acids)
Cellular component (GO): mitochondrion
Source: RefSeq, a predicted model, not a curated record
CGUACCUCCAUUUGGUGGCGCUAGACACCAAAACGUGAAUGAAAUACUUCAACAGUAGAGCGUAGAAGAAGAUCACCCCACGACUUUGACGUGCAGCAGCGGCUGUCCUGACCUUCCUUCUGCAGCGUGACGACCUGAGAGAUGGCUGGACGUGCAUUUGCAAACUGGUGGGCCAAGGUGGGCCCUUACUACACUAAGGCAUACCCGGAGAUGUGGGUUGGUCUUGGCAUCAUGACAUACCUGUACUACAAGAUUUCCUACGGGGGCAAGAAGGCUGUGAAGGACAAGCCUUCCCAUUGAGUAUUCCACCAUGUUGACCCCCCCACCACCUGAUGUGAAAUAAUUCCCCAGUCGUUACUCGAGAAGUCCAGCUUCAUUUAAGAUUUUUUGUUAAUAUGGAACGAAUAAAGUCGCUAUCCUUAACUUUUA